CGUAGAGUACAUACUACUCUGUAGUAGUGGUUUGACUUCCGCUGCUAUCACUGUUCCAGAAAAUUUCAUUAUUCUCCGCCGUCGCGUCAUCAUUUAGACUACAGACCCGCCUCCCAUCUUCAUCAUUAUCGACUCAUUUUCAUCUUCUCAACCAUCUCCUAUUCUUUCAUCCCGAACUGCUUCUCCAACUACGCCGUGAUUGAUGGCCAUUUUUACCGCGCCCCGAUCGUUCCAGUACGCCAAUUCCUUGGUCUCGCGCCAGCUGGUAUCCCAGUCCGAUACAGGCUUCAUCACCCCCAGCCAACUCAUCGCCAAUGGCCGCCAUUCGGGGCAUCCACCUUUCUUUCAUUUAGUUCUGCUGGUCUUCGAGGCCGUCCUUGAGGUAGUAUGCGUCAGUUUACCGGGUUAUUUCGCUGCCAGACAGGGCAUGUUUGAUGCGGACGCCCAAAAACUCGUCGCUAAUCUCAAUGUCACCUUGUUCACCCCUUGUCUGAUUUUCACGAAACUCGGAUCGCAACUCACCGCUGAGAAGUUGACGGAUCUAGCCAUCAUUCCCUUGAUCUUCAUCAUCCAAACCUUCGUGUCGUAUCUAUGCGCCUUUGUUGUCUCAAAAUGCUUUCGAUUCAAGAAGCGCCGGUCCAACUUCGUGACGGCUAUGGCAGUUUUCGGCAAUUCCAACUCCCUUCCCAUCUCUCUCGUGCUUUCGCUCUCCCAAACUUUGAAGGGUCUUCAUUGGGACCGCAUACCAAACGAUAAUGAUGACGAAGUGGCCGCGCGAGGAAUCCUCUACUUGUUGAUCUUCCAACAACUGGGUCAGCUCGUUCGAUGGAGCUGGGGCUACCACGUCCUGCUAGCUCCGCGUGAACGCUAUCUCGAGGAAGCGGAAAGAGAAGCAGGAGCAUCAAGAAUCGAACAGGGUCAAGAGCGGUACACCGACAACCCCGAGCAGACAGACCCAGAUGAGCCCUUGAUUCGAAGCCGAAGCCGAAGCGAUCUGUCUCGCCGGCGCACUAGCAUCCACACCCAUAACGACGAAGAGUUCCAUUCUGGUGACCAGACUCCCGUGGGCUCCUACUCGUACUCCAAGACAUCCGGUCACGAUUCCGAUCAUGUUGAGGGGAGAUUGUGUGAGGACGAUCAUCCGGAUCAUUUCCCUCCUCUCAUCGCACAGCCACCCCAAGGCCCGUUCCUCCCUCGCCAGAAUACCGAGGGUGAUAUGCUUUCCUUCCCCAAUGUCGAACUCGCACACCGGGAAGCAUGCCCGCAAAGAGGAUGUCUGCAGCAAUUCCGAGCUUCUCUCCGUCGGGUUGGCAAGGGUAUUACGUACGCUUGGGAAAGACAAGCCGGGGCGGCAUUCAGGAAACUCCCGACUGGUCUACAGAAGGGGCUUUUCGGCGUCUGGGACGGGAUUCGCAAGUUCGUGCAUGGCGCGUGGGAUUUUAUGAACCCUCCCCUGUGGGCGAUGUUGGUCUCCAUUGUAGUGGCUUCGGUUCCAACCCUGCAGAAGCUCUUCUUCAGCGAAGGGUCGUUUGUGAACAGUUCAGUGACGCGUGCCAUUAACCAGAAUGGUCAGGUGGCCGUGCCCUUGAUUCUGGUCGUGCUGGGGGCCAACCUGGCGCGGAACACGCUACCGGAAGAGGCCCUAAAAGACUUGGACCACCCCAAAGAGGAGCGCAAGUUGAUCAUUGCGUCAUUGAUUGCGCGCAUGUUGCUGCCCACCAUCAUUAUGGCACCGUUGCUGGCGCUGCUGGCUAAGUAUGUGCCUGUUAGCAUCUUGGACGAUCCGAUCUUCAUCAUUGUCUGUUUCCUGCUCACGGGAGCGCCGUCGGCAUUGCAACUGGCUCAGAUUUGUCAAAUCAACAAUGUCUAUGUCAGUGCCAUGUCGAACUUGCUUUUCCAGAGCUAUGUUGUCUGGAUCCUUCCGUCGACUCUUGUUCUGGUCAUGUGUGCCAUGGAAGUUGUCGAGUGGGCGUCCGCUACUACAUGAGUUAUGUAUUCUUUUGUCGUUCACAGUAUGAUGAUAUGGCGUUGGGGUUGGUAUCGGGUUAUUUUCUUUCCUUCGCUUUUCUCUGGAUGAUCAUGUAUACAUAUUGUUAUCCGAUAGUAAUUUCCGGGAGUUGUAUCUCGUACGCUUUGAUGUCAACGAGAAACGAGAAAUAGUUCUUUUUUGCAUCUGUGCACUGAUACUUAGCGUGAUUAUAUAAACCCCACCUUCUCCUCACUUCGACUUCCACUUCCUGCUAUUCCUCAGUGACAGUUCUGUCAAUACUCGUCGAACAUCUCGGAUCAAACCCAAAGCGACAUUAAGAUCCAGAUGAUAACCGAAGAAGCCCAUGCAACAUGGCUCUGUAU
Molecule: messenger RNA, 2352 nt
Organism: Aspergillus glaucus CBS 516.65
Lineage: Eukaryota; Fungi; Ascomycota; Eurotiomycetes; Eurotiales; Aspergillaceae
Product: Auxin Efflux Carrier superfamily
Exons: 4
Coding region: 203-1987 (594 amino acids)
Biological process (GO): transmembrane transport
Cellular component (GO): membrane; endoplasmic reticulum
Source: RefSeq, a predicted model, not a curated record